Molecule: messenger RNA, 945 nt
Organism: Tribolium madens (black flour beetle)
Lineage: Eukaryota; Metazoa; Arthropoda; Insecta; Coleoptera; Tenebrionidae
Product: phospholipid phosphatase 3-like
Exons: 4
Coding region: 51-821 (256 amino acids)
Biological process (GO): phospholipid dephosphorylation; signal transduction; phospholipid metabolic process
Molecular function (GO): phosphatidate phosphatase activity
Source: RefSeq, a predicted model, not a curated record
GUUUUCGUAUAGUUUGAAUUUUGAUUAACUUGAGUCUGGACCAGUGUGCUAUGGAAGCUCCGACUUUAACAAUAGCACAAAUUUGCAUCGACAUUUUUAUCCUCAUAAUCGUCGGUUCUCCUAUUGUUUUAAUCCGAAAAAUGGGUAAAAUCCACGAGAGGGGAUUUUUCUGCAACGAUGAAACUAUCAUGCAUCCAAUACCACAACAAUCAACAAUUAAUAAUAAAUAUUUUCAUUUAGUWGGAAACCURCUUGCCGUUUUUAUCAUUAUUUCAGUCGAAUUAAUAAAGCGCCAAGAGAGGGUGAAAUUCUGGUCACACCUCUACCAAAUUCUCCUCUCUUUUAUUUUAGGUCUUUUGGCCACAAUUUUGCUCACUACCAUUUUCAAGGGCUCAAUUGGGCGUCUCCGCCCUUAUUUUUUCAACUCCUGUCUCCCAAACAUCAAUUGUUCGUUGCCCCAAAACCACCACAUUUACCACACUGUCUUUAUUUGUACCAACGAAAAUUAUAAGAAAAACAGCCGACUGUCUUUCCCAUCAGGGCAUUCGAGUUACGCAAUGUUUUGUGGCCUUUUUCUCGCAAUUUAUUUACACAAAAGGAUCAAAAAAUACAAGUUGGUCACAAGUGGCCUUCAAAUUGCCUUAUUCGGGCUUGUUUUUUACACAGGGUGUACCAGAAUUUUUGAAUAUCAUCAUCAUUGGAGUGACGUUGUUGCCGGUUUCCUCAUAGGGGCCGUUUGUGCCAUUUUUGUAACUCUCAAUUUGUUCAAAACGCUUGAUUUGGAAAAAACUAGUUUUGAGUUUGAAUGUGGCGCCAUGUAAACUAGUAGUUCCAAUGUUAAUCUUGUCCUUUUACCAAUCUUUAAACAUUGUUACAAUGUACAAAUAACUAACACAAUAAUAAAAUAUGUAAUUUGUUUUGUUACAAUAAUAAAAAAUUAUAAAC